Molecule: messenger RNA, 619 nt
Organism: Eleginops maclovinus (Patagonian blennie)
Lineage: Eukaryota; Metazoa; Chordata; Actinopteri; Perciformes; Eleginopidae
Gene: rpa3
Product: replication protein A3
Exons: 4
Coding region: 152-520 (122 amino acids)
Biological process (GO): DNA replication; mismatch repair; base-excision repair
Cellular component (GO): site of double-strand break; DNA replication factor A complex; nucleus
Molecular function (GO): single-stranded DNA binding; damaged DNA binding
Source: RefSeq, a predicted model, not a curated record
CUCCAGCCGUUGCCGUAUAAACAAGCAUAGCGGUUUUCAAACGUAAAUAGUGAAACUCCACCCGUGUGGGAUAACAUGUGACUCAAAACGAACUGACUAAAGAUUUCCCGCGCAGUGUUGUCUCGUCCAGACUCCAGUGAACAGCUUCAAGAUGGCAGGAAUAUUUGACGUCCCGAAACCCAGAAUAAUCUGCUCUAUGUUGUCCCAGAACAUCAACAAACCCGUCUGCUUCGUCGGUCGUGUUGAGAAGGUUCACCCCUCAGGGAAGACGUUCACAGUUUGUGAUGGAGAAGGAAAGACAGCGACUGUUGAACUGAACGAUCCUCUGGACGAGGAGCUGAGCGGAGUGGUGGAGGUGAUCGGGAUGGUGUCCAACAAAGGAGUGAUAAUGGCCACGACCUACAACAUGCUGCGAGAGGACAAGGGCGUCCCUUUUGAUCUGGAGCUGUACACUGAAGCACUGAAGGUGAUCCAUGACUUCCCGCAGCACUACCCGUUUCAGGUGGCUGCCAGUGGAUGAGCUCUGGCACUCUGUCGCGUUUCUGUCGUGAUGAAAGUUUGUACAAAACGUGUUUAUAUUAAAUAAGUUCUGUCUGUGAAAUAAACCUGUGAAGACCAA